Molecule: messenger RNA, 3159 nt
Organism: Medioppia subpectinata
Lineage: Eukaryota; Metazoa; Arthropoda; Arachnida; Sarcoptiformes; Oppiidae
Source: the annotation of a GenBank genome assembly
AGUCGACUCUCGCAUAUCGAGAGCCAGUGUUGAAGUGUUUUCUCACUGUCUGUAUGUAUUGAACGCAUAACACAUACAACAAGUUAUUUACAUUCAAUUCAAUACAAAUAGCAUUGAAUAGUGAAAUGUGUAUUAAAUCGCGUCAAAUAUGGUCGAAGUGGGAGACGGAGUGAAUGUAUUUGUCAGACCAUCACUACCUGAAUAUCACUCAUCCAAUUGAUCCCAAACAACAAUCCCUUUGACCACAAUUUGCUCAUUCAUAACAACUAUAGUAUUUGUCUCUCAUUUGUUUGAAUCGUUUUUUGUGUUUAAUUUUUGUUUUCAAUACAAACCAAUGGAUCGCUCAAAAAGUGGAAUGAAGAGCUAAUCCCAGACAUUGAAGGCAUUCAUAACAGUAUUGUCCGCGAUUUGUGUCAAUUGUCCACCGAUUCAAUGGAUUCAACGCAAACUUCCCGUAGUAUUCAUCACAACAUUAAUAACAAUAUUCACAAUAAUCACAAUAAUAAUCAUCAAAACUCUUCGCUGUCUAAUGUGAUUGUAUGCGAGGGAUGGCUCACGAAAUCGCCGCCCGAAAAGCUAUGGAAAACUCGAAAAGGUUUUGUCAGUCAGGGCUUCAAUUCAGGCCAACAAAUCGUUUGCGAAAACUGGUCUUUAGUGCGAAUUGAUUGCAUAGCAUUGCAUGGGUUUGUUGUAAAGGUUGGACAGAAAUGGGGCCGCCGUUGGUUUGUGCUGAGACUCUCGGGUCAUAUCCCCGGCCAAUAUGUGCUCGAGUAUUACGCCGACGCCACUAAGAAGAAGAUUAAGGGAACCAUCGAUUUGGAUCAAUGCGAACAAGUCGACGCUGGCCUUCAACUCGAGAGUAGAAAAGAUAAUUUCCAGCAUAUGUUUGAUGUGAGGACUUCUAAGCGUACAUUUUAUUUGGUGGCCAACAGUGAGAGUGAAAUGAAUCGAUGGGUUGAAUGCAUUUGUUCUGUUUGUGGCCUCAAAAUACAUGUGGAAGAGGGACAGGACGACAGGUAUUCGCCACAACCGAGUCAGGAGUUUGCCUUCAGUGCCUCCAAUAAUAAUAACAAUGUUUCGUCGAAUAACACGAAUACGUCGACCGGAGUGUCGUUUACGGCCACAUCGACGGCCAUAACGUGUGCGCCGACGUCGAGCACAACUGUGUCGACCAAUACAUUAACCAAAUCUAAUAAAAACUCUGUGAAUGUGAAUAAUAUGAAAAAUAACUCAAAGACCAAUACAGAGAAUACGUCCAAUACUCGCAUUUCGGUGACACACAUCGAGGGCCCGUCGGGUCCUUAUAUACCAAUCAGUGAGUGCCACACAGGAAAGCCUAUCAACGGAAGUUUGACUGAUUUGGAUGCUGUGCCACAAUUGCCGUACAAACUGAGCCGAACUGUUUCCGAUGAUUGCUAUGAUAUCCCGCGUCAACUCAAUCCACAGAUGGACUCUAAUGACAACAUUAGAGGCAACGAUCUGUUAGAUUGUGUGCCAAAAGCGCCCAAAAGUGCCACAAAUAAUCACUCGAAAGAAGUGCGAAAUUCUGAUUCAACGGUAUAUAACGCCCCGCGAGUCAAUUGGAGUACAUAUCCGCGCGACUCACCCGAAGCCCUCGCAUUCAAUGCCAAUGACGGCACCCGUACUUCAGUGCGGAGUUGCAACGCGUCGGUCGACGUGACGGCCAGACAUUGCAGUGUAAAUGAUUCCGGUUUUGAAACCCAUCGCUCGUCGUCUCCGCUGAGCAGUGAUUUCAAUCGCGACUCAAUUCAAAGUUCGGACAGUAGUGCACACUUUCAACCGCCUCCGCGCCCACCAAAGCCUCCCAGUCUUAGGAAGUCUAAGAACAAGUCAGAGAGCAGUGGUUCCCUUCCGAAUGUGUCCCAAUUAUAUGACGUUCCCAUCACUGCUGUCGAGCAAAACUUUACGAAACCAGAGGACGAGAAUUCGCUCAAACAUAAGUCGUCCGAAUCGCCCAAAUCUCCCGACGAUUUGUAUGACUUUCCACGAAUGAACGUCCGCUCAGACGCCGCGACAGCACUGCAACCAAAUGGCAGCCCAGAUAGAGAAGUGCCGCUAAUCAACGCAACGGUUCCCAUAGCUUUCGAUCGGUCGAGUAUGAAGUCAUCGAAGAAACACUCGUACACUAACGCACCGGCAGGUUAUUUCACCAACAAGGAGUCCGUCUUCAUCUACGAAUAUAAGCCUACCCUUACCUCUGGGGCCGUCGAAGACAAUUCAAACGCCUUCGCGACCACCGCUGACUCCCAUCAGGAUCGGAGUCCCGUCACACCCAACUCAGCCUCUUAUAGCAAUUCAAUCAUUUCUAGUUCCUUACCAAACAGUCUGGUCGUCGGCCCGCCGGCCGUCCACAGAGAACUCAAGCCCCGGCGCAAGGGUUCCGACAGCGACAGCGCAACACUUCCAUCGCCUACUAUGAAGGCGCCUCCCAUGCAAUUACAACCCCCGCCCGCACUCACACGCAUUCAUAGUGCGCCCACUAAACGCAGUUUUAGAAAACCCAGAACUCCCGGACACUCUCAGGUGACAAUCAACGGAACGCCGCCGAGAAUACCGUCGCGAGUGUUACAGAAUAAUCACAACCGCGAGCCCUCCACUUCCGAAGACGACGUUAGCCUCAAUGGGAACGGAAGUCGACGUAAUUCAGCCAACGAUGAGGUUAAGGGAACAGUAGUGCCGCCGCCUCGUCGGCCCUUCGAAGGCAGUGAAAUACAAUAUCUAGAUCUAGACCUGGAGUCGGACACUAACUCCCAGAGUCCGCGAACACCUAACGAACACAAUCACCAGAGAAGCGGUUCGACGCUAUCUAAUAAAGAGUUGUCAUUGAAUGCGAGUCAAAGCCAAGCGGCCAACCCUUCGGGAUCGACGGUUUACAAGACCGUAGACUUUGUGAAAACGUCUGCUUUUAACAAAAUGCGUGUAAAUCAGGAAUCGUAUAGAAAUUCAAAGGAUAAAUGAUAACAUUUGGUUAACAUUAGCUUUGAUAUAAACUCAUAAAUAGAGAGCAUAAGUAAACACAAUUUAUACGAUAUUUGCCUUAAAAACGUUUUACUGUAUAUAUAAAUAUGAGGUCUUAUAAUAUAAAUAUAAGUAUUUUUGCGUUAAACUAUUAGUGCCAUAAAAAUGAAGUUUUGAAAA